Trichomonas vaginalis G3 is the source of this 654-nucleotide messenger RNA. Its product is annotated as transposase-related family. The coding region runs from base 1 to 654 and encodes 217 amino acids. The transcript has a single exon. The record is from RefSeq and is a predicted model, not a curated record. Lineage: Eukaryota; Parabasalia; Trichomonadida; Trichomonadidae.
AUGAGUCGAAAGAUCUACGAUCUAAUUGAUAUAAAUUGGAUUCAAUCUGCAAUUGAACAAAUUAAUCAAGGUCAAAAACUCAAAACAAUACUUAGCAAUGUCCAACUCACUGAUGGACGCAUUAUACCAUCAAUAUCUAAAAAAACAUUCCACUUAGCAAUUAAAUCAAAUGGAAUUCCUGACACAAAAUUUAAACCAGGGCGUAAACCAAUCGAACCACCUGAGGAAUUAUUAGAUACAGUAAAUAAAUUACAUCAAAAAGUUAAAAAAAUCGGAAUAUCAAGAGCAUACGGAAGAAUUAUUACCGAUAAGGAUAUGUUAAUUCAAAGGGAAACCGAAAAUGCUAAUCAUGAUUUAGAUGAUUUACCAAUUUCACAAUUAAAUACAAAUCCAAUAGGUUUUUCAAAUUCUUCGGAAUAUCUUUCUGAGUAUACAAAUUCUGAUUCUGAUUCAUCAGCAGAAAAACUUUUUUCUUCCAAUUCUUCUGAAGAAGAUCCACAAAUUGAGUCGGAAUUAUCUGAAGAUCCAUAUAUCGUUCAUACAGAAACUACUCAAAAUUUGGAAAAAUCAACCGAUUAUUUUAACAAAAAAUUAUUGGAAACAAACUUUUCAGAAAGAACUGUAAAGAAGUGUUUCAAAAUAGGGAUGCGUUAA